AUGUUUGACAAUUUCCAGCCAUUUACAAUUCAGACUUUGUCUGACCCAAAUGUCACAAUCAACGGGCUCAAAAUCGGCGAUGCCUCCUCGCCCAAGCCAGCUCUUCUUUUGAUUCACGGCUUUCCUCAAACCCUCCACAUCUGGCACCGUGUCGUCCCCCAGAUCGUCGACAAGUAUAACAUCGUCCUCAUCGAUAUCCGCGGUUAUGGAAAGUCUUCCAAGCCGGCCGGCGUUGCAUCUUAUGCGAAAAGUGCCAUGGCCCGCGACUGCAUCGAUGUCAUGGACGCCCUCGGCCACAGCGGCUCGUUCUUCGUCUGCGCGCACGACCGCGGUGCCAGAGUCGCUCAUAAACUGGCAGUCGACUACCCUGAUCGCAUCCGCAAGUUCAUUCUGCUAGACAUCUGCCCCACGCUUGCCAUGUACACAAAAACAGAUUUCGACUUUGCAACCGCAUAUUUUCACUGGUUCUUCCUCAUCCAGAAGGAGCCGCUUCCUGAGACGCUUAUCACUGCAAAGCCCAGAGAGUUGGCCGAAAUGUUUAUGGGCGGUAGACAGGGCGACGGGGUGGCCAUAUUUGAGCCCGAUUGCUUCAACAUCUAUGCUGAGAGCCUGGAAGAUUAUGAUACCGUUCAUGGCAUGUGUAACGAUUAUCGUGCCAGUGCGACACUAGAUCUAGAGGAGGCGCGCCAAGAUCUGAAGAACGGAAGGAAGAUCAAGAGUCCUUUACUUAUUCUUUGGGGAAAUCAUGGAGUUAUUGAGAAGUGUUUCGAUGCUAUCAAGGAGUGGAAGGACGUGACGGAGGAUGGCGUCUCGGUGCAGGGACACAAUGUUGAUUCGGGACAUUAUAUUCCCGAGCAGGCACCUGAUGAAGUCGUGGCGUCUAUCAAAGAAUUUCUGGUGUAA
Fusarium pseudograminearum CS3096 is the source of this 903-nucleotide messenger RNA. RefSeq lists its product as uncharacterized. The record is from RefSeq and is a predicted model, not a curated record. Bases 1 to 903 code for a protein of 300 amino acids. The transcript has a single exon. NCBI's taxonomy places the organism in Eukaryota, Fungi, Ascomycota, Sordariomycetes, Hypocreales, Nectriaceae. Gene Ontology annotation, molecular function: hydrolase activity.